Messenger RNA from Drosophila kikkawai, 1388 nucleotides. RefSeq names its product Acyl-protein thioesterase 1 (gene Apt1). Gene Ontology annotation, cellular component: cytoplasm. NCBI's taxonomy places the organism in Eukaryota, Metazoa, Arthropoda, Insecta, Diptera, Drosophilidae. Gene Ontology annotation, molecular function: palmitoyl-(protein) hydrolase activity; carboxylic ester hydrolase activity. The record is from RefSeq and is a predicted model, not a curated record. Gene Ontology annotation, biological process: protein depalmitoylation.
ACUAUCAAUGUUUUGACACCUCUGCUCUUCCUGCUAUUUCGCACUCAGCUUUUCACAAAAAUUAAACAAAUUAACACUAAACAUUUGGGAUUUACCUGAAAUCCGCAGACACAGCAGAAAGCGACGGAAGCAGUCGCCCAAGAGUGCACCUGGAUACCUGAAACACUACCUACACCGCCCGCAGUAGAGGCUAAAACGUAGACAUGUCUGCGCCGGUCAUUGUCGAGGCCACGGUCAAGCAGACCGCCACGCUGAUUUUCAUGCAUGGCCUGGGUGAUACGGGUCAUGGCUGGAGCAGCGCUCUGGCUGCCAUCCGGCCACCCUUUAUGAAGGUCAUCUGCCCCACGGCGCCCACACAGCCCGUUUCCCUGAACGCCGGCUUUCGGAUGCCUUCCUGGUUCGACUUGAAGACCCUCGACAUCGGUGGACCGGAGGAUGAGCCUGGAAUUCAGUCUGCUCGCGACAAUGUCCACGGAUUGAUACAGAAGGAGGUGGCGGCUGGUAUACCAGCGAAUAGGAUUGUCUUGGGCGGAUUCUCGCAGGGCGGAGCUCUGGCGUUGUACUCGGCCUUGACGUACGACCAGCCGCUGGCCGGCGUGGUGGCUUUGUCCUGCUGGCUGCCGCUGCACAAGCAGUUUCCCGGUGCCAAGGUGAACAGCGAGGAUGUGCCGAUAUUCCAGGCGCACGGCGACUACGAUCCCGUGGUCCCAUACAAGUUUGGCCAGCUGAGCGCCAGCAUGCUCAAGUCGUUCAUGAAGAAUGUGACGUUCAAGACGUACAAUGGACUUUCGCACUCCUCAUCGGACGAUGAGAUGGAUGACGUCAAGAACUUCAUUACGCUCUGUCUGCUCUUUUCGAUUACAGGACAUAAUCAGUAAAUGGGUAAACUAAUUUCCAUAGCACUCUUUAGAACGUACGAAAGCCCCCGAACCCGUAUCCGACCCCAAAACCCGCACCCGUUGCAUUCCAACGAUCACGAAAAAUGGAGCAGCCGAACAUAAUUAAAGCGUGCAUAUUCAAUGAAAACUAAAAUCAAAGCGCAGUAAGCGAAGAGAGGCACUGGCCGCCAGUGGCCACUUGGGAAUCAUGCAAGUUAUAAUGCUCUCUCGUAGCCCAAUUAUGGAAACUAUCACUGAAAAUCAAUUCGAAAAGCAAUCAAUUAUACACACACGUAGCUAUUUACUUAAUGAAAUGCCAAAAAAUACAAAAAACAAAACAAAACUAAAGCAAUUUGCGAGUAAAAUUCGCGAAAACCCAAUUUGAUAUUUCGCUGUUCGCUGCUUAAUUAUUUCGGUUUUACUUAUUUGGGACUUGUUCGUAUUUUAAUUGAAAAUUAAUAAAGUUAUAUAAUCCAAACAAAAUGAAAUAAACAAAACUAAAAAUUCAAA